AUGGAACGUUAUUUAAAGAGGAAAGAACGUGUAGAGGUUGACUUAGAUGAUCUCCCGGCUGAUCCCGGACUCCGACCUUCAAUAUGGAGUUAUGAUAUGAAUGAUAGGGACAAAAUUCGAAGAACUUAUCUUUUAAAGGGACCCCAUCAACCGAGAAGUCAUCAAUUCCCCCAAACAUUAAUAGGGAAUAGUGCUCGCCGGUUUAACCCUAAAUGGUUUGAAGAAUAUGCUGAUUGGUUAGAGUACAGCAUACAAAAAGAUGCUAUUUUUUGCCUUUACUGCUAUCUAUUCAAGCCCCAAGAACAAAUUAGGAAAGGCCAAGCUGGUGGUGACUCAUUUGUUGGGGAAGGAUUCAGAAAUUGGAAGAAGAAAGAAAAACUACUUAUUCAUGUCGGAGAGCAUAGUAGUGAGCAUAACAAGGCAAGACAAAAAUGUGAAGAUUUGUUGAAGAGUCACGAACACAAACUCCCAGUAUUAUGGUUAAGCAAAGAGGAAAAGAAUAAAAAAGAUUAUAGGAUCAUGUUAACUGCUGCAGUAGAUUGUGUUCGAUUUUUAUUACAUCAAGGAUUAUCAUUUCGUGGGCAUGAUGAGUCAUCCGGAUCAACGAAUCGAGGGAAUUAUUUAGAGCUUCUUGAUUUCCUUGCAAAUCAUAAUGAUGAAAUUAAGAAAGUUUUAUCCAUACAUUCAAGCUCAAAUUUGAAGUUAACUUCACCGAAGGUUCAGAAAGAAAUUUGUUCAGCUGCACCUGCAGAAACUUUGAUAUCAAUCAUGAAAGACAUUGGUGACUCUUACUAUGCCAUUUUGGUUGAUGAAUCUCGGGAUGUUUCAACGAAGGAACAACUAGCUGUUGCAGUGAGAUAUGUGGAUAAUUUAGGGCAAGUUGUUGAAAGGUUUAUAGGCAUUAAACAUGUCGCAUCGACUAAUGCAGUUUCCUUAAAAGCAGCUAUAGAAGAUAUAUUUGCUAAACACUCAUUGAGCAUACAUAGAAUUCGAGGUCAAGGAUAUGACGGAGCAUCUAAUAUGCGUGGGGAGUUUCAUGGUUUGAAGGCCUUAAUACUUAAUGAUAACCCUCAUGCAUUCUAUGUUCACUGCUUUGCUCAUCAGCUUCAACUGUGCUUAGUUGCUGUAGCUAAAAACCAUUGGCAUGCAAAGCAUCUUUUUGAGAUCACUUUAAGAAUUGUCAAUACUGUUGGAGCUUCAUGUAAGAGGAGUGAUGCUCUUAGAGCAAUUCAGCAUGAUAAAAUAUUGUUUCAUUUGUCUAAAGGGGAGUUGAGCAGUGGUAGAGGAUUGAACCAAGAGACAAGCUUACAACGAGCUGGUGACACCCGUUGGGGUUCACAUUUUCAUACAUUAAUUAGCUUGAAAAAAAUGUAUGCGUCAGUAAUUGAAGUUCUUGAAAUUAUCAAAGAAGAUGGGGUACAUGAUCAACAUGCUGUUGAAGCUGGUGUUUUGAUAGAUGCCAUGGAAUCUUUCGAUUUUAUCCUUGCUAUGCAUUUAAUGAUUGAUAUUUUAGGUGUCACCAAUGAGUUAUCACAGGCCUUGCAGAGAAAAGAUCAGGAUAUAGUGAAUGCAAUGAAGUUAGUACAAAUCUCUAAACAACAAUUACAAAUGAUGAGAGAUAAUGGAUGGAAUUCCUUAUUGGAAGAAGUUGUUUGUAAUAGUGAGAAAGAGGCUGAGGAACAACAGACACCUUCAACUCAUCAGCCUACACCAGUGGAACAUAGUAGUCAAGUUUCUGUUGCAAUUAUACCAGAUUGCUUUGCUUCAACUCAUCAGCCUACACCAGCGGGACCUAGUAGCCAAGUUUCUUUUGCAAGUAUGCCAGAAUGCUUCGCUUCAACUAAUCAGCCUACACCAGCAGGACCUGGUAGCCAAGUUUCUUUUGCAACUAUACCAGUUUAUUUUACUUCAACUCAUCAGCAAACACAUGUAGAAACUUUUAGUCAUGUUCCCUUUUCGAACAUACCAGAAUGCUUCACUGAUGAGUGGCUUCUUCGUCGACCAACCAGUCAGCCCAACCCUGAAUAUUUAAACAUGAUGAAUGGAUUUAUUGAUGCUGAAAGGCUUGGAUAA
Messenger RNA from Dendrobium catenatum, 2073 nucleotides. Its product is annotated as zinc finger MYM-type protein 1-like. The coding region runs from base 1 to 2073 and encodes 690 amino acids. The record is from RefSeq and is a predicted model, not a curated record. The transcript has 2 exons. NCBI's taxonomy places the organism in Eukaryota, Viridiplantae, Streptophyta, Magnoliopsida, Asparagales, Orchidaceae.